This is a messenger RNA of Nematostella vectensis (starlet sea anemone), 2494 nucleotides long. RefSeq lists its product as uncharacterized. The coding region runs from base 425 to 1597 and encodes 390 amino acids. Gene Ontology annotation, biological process: G protein-coupled receptor signaling pathway. Lineage: Eukaryota; Metazoa; Cnidaria; Anthozoa; Actiniaria; Edwardsiidae. The record is from RefSeq and is a predicted model, not a curated record. The transcript is spliced from 3 exons. Gene Ontology annotation, cellular component: membrane.
GGAGUCGAUUAGAUGCAUGCCACAAAAAUGAGUUGGCUUCCUGUAGUCGAAACACGCCUAUAUUCAGCGAGACUUUGACGAGACUUUGACGAACCCAUACUGAAAUCGUCUGACGUACUCUAUGUAUUUUAACAUUGUUUAUCAUAAUGGUAGCAACUGGAUAUAGCGGAUUUGAUAAAAUAACAAACGCAGUUUGUAUAAACAAUAGUAUAAAGCAAAGUCAAGAUGCACAAUCCCCCGAGGAACUUAACAGGAAGUCGGGUCGACAGAUAGCCAACCACUCACAGACUCCCGCUUGUUUUCUUUAUUGAUCACUAAAGUGACAACACAUGUAAUGAAAAUCAAAACUUCGUUGAACAGUUGAUUCAACGCCAAGUAAGGCUUGUACAAGCACGGCUCGAACUAGAGAGGCAAGGACCUAACAAUGGACAAGUACAGAAAUAUAACUGUAUUCGGCCAAGCGAACACAAGUAAUGCGUCUAUCCUGAUAAGGACGUCGCUUAUAUCUGCUAUUAUCAUGGGAGUUUUGCUGAACGUUCUACCAUUAUUUGUGGUAUUCAGAUUUCAAAGUAAGGGCAGCCGAAGACCUCAGGGCCGCGAUGUAUUGCUGGCUGCUCUCAGCUUUCUAAACUCGUUAGUACUCCUAGUACCGUUACCAAUUUAUUUAUGGCUUUACAAUCAAACUAAAGCUACAAGUGGUUAUUCAACUGAAUUCACUACAAGACCGUCAAUGUGCGAGAUAUUUUUCUUAAUGUUUAUUUGGCUAAAGCUGGCAUCGAUGUUUUUGGUCACAAUUUUGAACUACACGUCGUACUUUGCUCUUACUAAUCGCCGUCAUUACAGGAGCACAAGUAUCGGUGAACGGAUUUCGAGUUCGUUUUAUUGUUCGUCGCACAGUCGGUCGCGGGAGCGAUUGACCACCGGGGGAAGGUCAUCCGUCGUGCUUGCAAGCCUUGUGCUAGGGAUAGCCCUGGUGGCAUUUAUCAUCGCGUCGCUACCGUACCUCGGACUUGGACCUGGGGGAGCCGUUCGCGGGGAUAAUCGCACGGAUACCCACCAUCAGUGUCAACUGCGUCAGAUCACUCAGCCUACUAACGACAAAGAGCAUACUUUCCUCUUUGCGGUUCUCAUGAUUUCAGCUGCUUGCCUCGGCCUGCAUGUCAUUCACAGCAUUCUGUGCAGGUUUGGGCAGUUUUUAUGGCGGAAAAACUUAAAGCAAGCGCAGGAAUUGGAUAUCAAAGUUAUGGACAGGAAACGUGACCUCGAAAACGCGCCUAAAGUAGCGGAAAGUUACGCAAACUUGACUUGCAGUCUCGGCGUUGUUUUCUUCGCAGCAUGGGUACCCUUGAUGGUUGCCAUGGGAACCAUGAUGUCAGGCAAGCAGACUGUGACGUCAUCAGUAUCUGAGUAUGUGGUUUUGGGUUCGUUCCUGAGUCCUGUGCUCGACCCGGUGUUGUGUGCGGUGUUUGUGCUUGAAUACAGAAAGGGCUACAAAGCGCUGAUAACACUACUGUUGCGAUCAGUACAUCCUGGCAGGUGGAGAUGCAAGUCACGUGAGAAACACUCAGCCAAUCAGAGCCAUGUAACAGAUGUGUGAACAUGAAGCCAAGCUCAAUAAUUAGAACUUUUUACAUUGUAUUACAGCUAAAAAACAAAUAAGCUCUGCUACGCUCGACCAAAUAAACACAGAAAAGAUGGGGGCGGUUGCACAAAGCUUGGAUAAGUGGAUAGGUCUUAUCCUCCUGAUAUAACUUAUUCAAGUGGAGUGAUUUGGUUGCACAAACCUUGGAUAAGUAAAUAAGUCUUAUCCACCGGAUAUAGCUUAUUCAAAUAGAGUGAUUUGGUUGCACAAAGACCGUUGUCCAGCGGCUAAAAUUAUCCGGUUUAAAGAGGUCGGAUAUAAAAUUUUAUCCACCGAAUAAAUUUAGACUCAGCAAAGCUCAAAUUGACCACGGAAUGCACCGUGUUCUGCUGGGAGAUGAGAGUUUAAAGAUAUCAGUGCAUGAGGGGAAGACAACGACCCAAAUAAAAGCAAUUCUGAAAUCCCCCCCCCCAACCCUUAGAGUAUUUUUAAAUAUUUUUAAAAUGUGUACUGUACCCCGAUAAACUGUUUGUUUUCUGAUUCUGGCAUUCAUUGUGCUCUUGCAACGGCGGCUACUAUUUUGUUUGAAGGAAUACAGCGCGCAAUUUCCACAUUUAUCAAGGUUACGGGAAGCCAUUUAGAGGUAAAUGAUGGCUAUCCAGCGAAUAGUUAUUCAGCCUUCUAAUCUAGCUUUUUAUCAGACAAAAGUACCACUAUCCCCACUGGAUAGGGGUUUUAUCUGGUGGAUAGCGCAUAUCCAGCGGAUAACUUAUCCAAGCUUUGUGCAACUGGCCCCAGGGAUUCUUGCCGCGAAUCUGGUAGUGACUCGAUAAAACCAAGUCAUAAAACACUAGUUAACUUUUAAAUAAUUUAUACCAUAUACUUUUAAAGUAUAAAACAUGGAUAUAACAA